Periconia digitata is the source of this 1236-nucleotide messenger RNA. The record is from the annotation of a GenBank genome assembly. Lineage: Eukaryota; Fungi; Ascomycota; Dothideomycetes; Pleosporales; Periconiaceae.
AUUUGCCUUGGCACGACACACAGCUUGAGUCCAAGAGUUUCUAUAAUAUAUGAGCCCUUCGGCCCUCAAUCAUGUAGGGUAUCGAUAAACUGGGAAGCAAAAGCCGCACUGGAAACGAUGCAUCUUCAACUUUCCCUCACAUUCGCUCUAGCAUGUGUAACGGGUGUUUUGGGCGUUCCGUCACAACACCUGGAGACUCGGCAGCAGCCAUUCAAGUCUACAGCCAUCACUAGCCAUGCCGAGCCAUGGGCUAUUGCUUUCCUGCCUGACAGCCGCGUCUUGGUCACCGAACGCCGAGGAAACCUGCGUCUCGUCGACCCUACCAAAAAGACUCAGGGCACUAUCACCGGUGUCCCAACUGUUGCCUAUGGCGGCCAGGGAGGCCUCCACGACGUCGCCUUGCAUCCCAAGUACGCCGAGAACAGCAUCGUGUAUCUCAGCUACGCCGAGAGCGGGUCAGGCGGAGCCGGGGGCGCAGUGGCGCGGGCCAAAUUGACGCUGGAUGCCAACGGCGGCGGCGCACUGUCCGGCCUCGAAGUCAUCUGGCGACACACGCAGAAGGCGUCUGGCGGACUUCAAUUCGCCUGCCGCCUCCUCUUUGGCUCCGAUGGCGCGCUAUGGAUCUCGUCGGGAGAAAUCAACCAGAUGACGCCCGCGCAAUCCAUGACCGGGAACCUCGGAAAGGUGAUCAAGCUCUACGACAACGGCACUGCUUUCGCGGGGAACCCCUUCGCCGACCAGGGCACCGUCCAGGCGCAGAUCUACUCGCUGGGUCACCGCAACCCACUGGGCAUCGACUUCGAUGCCGAGGGCCGUCUCUGGGAAGUCGAGAUGGGCCCCAUGGGAGGCGACGAGCUCAACCUGAUCAAGGCCGGCGCGAAUUACGGGUGGCCGCUCGUGAGCGAGGGUCGUCACUACGAUGGUCGUACGAUCCCCUCGCACAGUACGCGUCCCGAUUUCGCGGCUCCAAAGGCGUUUUGGGUCCCUGUUAUUUCUCCUGCUGGAUUGAUCAUUUACAAGGGUGACUUGUUUCCUAAUUGGAAGGGGAAUGCUAUUAUUUCUAGUCUUAGUGCGACGGGGCUUGUUCGUGCGACUAUUACUGGGGAUACUGCGAAGGAAGCUCAACGUAUCUCGAUGGGCAAGCGGAUGCGGGGGAUUCGUGAGGAUAAGGACGGUGCCAUCUGGGUUAUUGAGGAUGGGGCUAACGGUCGGCUCAUGAAGCUUACGCCAAACUAA